AUGCUCAAAAAGAGGUCUUUAUACCCUCCUUUAUUCUUCUGGAACAACUCUCCUACUUCGACGCCCGAACUCUCGCCGACGUCAUCGUCGUCGGACAGCGAGUCGGACGAGGAUAUGGACUCGUCCGGCUCACGUCCGCUGAGUCUGAAUGUUCAACCGGGUGCGUUCUGUCCUAUGCGACCAACACUCGAUGAGGUGCUAGCGAAUACGGCACCUGCUCCAUACACCCUUAGCGCGUUUAUGGCGUAUCUUUCUCAAAAUCACUGCCUCGAGACUCUAGAAUUCACUUUGGAGGCCAAGCGGUACCGGGAGACGUAUCACUCGCUAACCCAUCAACUGCGAGAGUCACCCAUUGUGACCGAUUGCCCCGAAAGCCAGCAUUUGCGUAUGCUCUGGCAGCGACUUCUGUCCGCAUACAUCCUUCCCGGUGCUCCCCGCGAGAUCAAUGUUUCCAGUGAAUCCAUCUUUCUCCCCUUUCUCAACGCCCAUGCUACAUCCGCACAUGUUUUGCCGCUCUCGGAGCCCUUGUUCUCGAACGAGGACGAUGUCACCGUUGUAUCGAACUCGAGUUUAGAUGAACAUGUGGUCAAGAGGGGGAGACGGCUUUCGCCCAAGUCCUCCCGGGAGCUGGGAGCCCCGGCUCCCUCGGGUCCGCCCUCUGGCCAUUCUAGCCGCUCCAACUUUUCAUUCGGCGCCGUCACCUCCAUGGGCAAGACCAGUAACCGCACUUCCGGCCAGGUUUCGUCCACUACCAGCGGUGACUAUGCUCUGACCGACGACUCAGGAAGUAUGCAGUCUAAUUACAGUACUGGAGAACCCAUGACUCCUCCGACCACACCACCCUCGAGCGAGCCCUCGUUGACUUUGGGUCACAGCCCGAAGCAUCGCACCGAGAAUCCCUGGAAGAAAAUGGGAAUGAAGUUCGGAUUCAAGAAGCGUUCGGGCCACGGGGGCUCGGGCAGUCAGAAUCUGCGAUCCUCCAUGGACGAUUAA
Aspergillus novofumigatus IBT 16806 is the source of this 993-nucleotide messenger RNA. Its product is annotated as regulator of G-protein signaling domain-containing protein. NCBI's taxonomy places the organism in Eukaryota, Fungi, Ascomycota, Eurotiomycetes, Eurotiales, Aspergillaceae. The transcript is spliced from 2 exons. Bases 1 to 993 code for a protein of 330 amino acids. The record is from RefSeq and is a predicted model, not a curated record.